Messenger RNA from Chanos chanos (milkfish), 1695 nucleotides. It is a transcript of the gene shisa6a, whose product is annotated as shisa family member 6. The transcript has 8 exons. The coding region runs from base 1 to 1695 and encodes 564 amino acids. NCBI's taxonomy places the organism in Eukaryota, Metazoa, Chordata, Actinopteri, Gonorynchiformes, Chanidae. Gene Ontology annotation, cellular component: dendritic spine membrane; AMPA glutamate receptor complex; postsynaptic membrane. The record is from RefSeq and is a predicted model, not a curated record. Gene Ontology annotation, biological process: regulation of short-term neuronal synaptic plasticity; regulation of AMPA receptor activity.
AUGGGGAUACAACAUCUGCUGUUGCUGUUGAUAUACUUGGACCCGUUGAAUGUACUGAGUGCAGCUACGGGCAAGAAAAACAAACAACUACCGAGGAGACCUCCAUCGAGGGUAAAAGAAGUCAACAGCACUAUGGCACCAACGGUCGUUCCAAGAAGGAUCACUCAAGUCCAAGCGCCAGUUGUGGGAGAUCAUGACACUUGUCUGGGCUACUACGACGUGAGCGGCAGUUUCGACAAAGAAUUCGCCUGCAACAAUACAGACCACCGGUACUGCUGUGGAAGUUGUUUCUUGCGCUUCUGCUGUCCCGUCAAAGCCAAACGCUUAGAUCAAAAAGCUUGCACGAAUUACAACACACCGGACUGGAUCAAAACGCAGCCGCCUUCUCCGGCGCCAACAGGUGAAACUUAUGAUCCUGCCUUGGAUCAAACGAACACGACUGUGUACAUCACCUGUGGCGUUAUAGCUUUCAUCAUCGCCCUAGGAAUUUCUGCAAAAGUUGCGUACGACAAAGCAACUCGACCACCACAGGAGAUGAAUGUCCACAGAGCUCUGGCAGACAUUCUGCGACAGCAAGGUCCCAUUCCAAUAUCACAGUAUGAACAUGAAAACAUCUCAGUGAUGAAUGGCUCUCCAAAGGACAACACUCCCAUCCGAACCUCCAAGAACCACUACACCCCUGUCCACAACAAAGCCAACCACGGGCAUUAUGGGAAGGAAAACUUCCGUAGCGGCCAAGACAUGCACAACUUUAUCUCGUCUGGGUUUGUGACGCUGGGAAGAGGACAUCUCAAAGCACAGCACUCUGUAGACGAUUUAGGGCAGAUGUCUUGGCAAGGAGAACUGGAUGUACCUAUGUCCUACAAUAAUCACCAACAUGACUACACAAGCCACCUGGACCUCACUGGAUCCCACACACCGAAAAUUGGCCACAGAAUAGAGAGAUAUGAGAAGCCACGCAUGAACAACAUCCUGACGUCUCAGACGGAGCCGUACGAUCUCUCCUUUUCGAGAUCAUUCCAGAACCUCACAAACCUUCCUCCAUCCUACGAGCUGGCCAUGAAAGCUGACUUAACUGAUAAGGAUGUGGAUGAGUACUACGCAAGGAGGAGACAUAUGCCAGACAUGACUUCGCGGGGGAACCUCCCAACUCACCUGGUGAAGAUAAACCAGGAGCCCCAGGGGCCAACAGUACAGUCACGUCAGAAACCCCGACGCGUUCAGAGAGCCAUGUCUCAGGAUCACGUUCUGUCUCCCGCCCGGGCUCCCAAACGCGAUUACGGCCUGUCGUCCUACGGAGGCGGGAUGUCACCCUAUCACGGACGCAUUCUCUCCGAGGAACAGCUUCUGUCUGCUGACCGGCUGCACUCACAGGACCCUCUGCUCUCACCAGAGAAGAUGCUGUCACUCAAACGCUCCAACUUCCGUGAAAAGGCCAUGUCUCGGGCGCUUUCGCACACAGACAUGUUUGUGCCCACCACGCCUGUCAUGGACCGUCACUACAAGAUGACCAAAAUGCACUCCCAUCCCAGUGCCUCCAACGACAACAACUACAACACGCUGACCGUCAACCACUCAGCAAACAAGAGGCAGGCGUUCGCCUCAAGACGGACGCACACCGUGGACCACCUACAGUAUAUUCCCGGCCAUCCCCACCACUACCACACAGCCAGUAAGACCGAAGUAACUGUUUAA